Molecule: messenger RNA, 2065 nt
Organism: Dendronephthya gigantea
Lineage: Eukaryota; Metazoa; Cnidaria; Anthozoa; Malacalcyonacea; Nephtheidae
Product: neuronal acetylcholine receptor subunit alpha-7-like
Exons: 6
Coding region: 476-1852 (458 amino acids)
Biological process (GO): nervous system process; regulation of membrane potential; signal transduction
Cellular component (GO): neuron projection; synapse; membrane
Molecular function (GO): extracellular ligand-gated monoatomic ion channel activity; transmembrane signaling receptor activity; neurotransmitter receptor activity
Source: RefSeq, a predicted model, not a curated record
UCACUAAAUUCCAUGAUAUUAUCAGUUGUCGAAAACCUACGAUACUUUGCAGAGAAAUUAAUGUUAACUCAUAUUAACAAACUGCAUGUAUAAGUUGUUCCAUGUUUCAAAGUUCAAAGCUAUGCACCAGUUACAAGAUAUCUCACUAAACUACACGAGUUCACGAUCUCAACGUGGUGAGGUUACAGCACAAAUCCACCGAAAUAUUUUAAAAAAAGUGGUCUGAGCAUUUGUACCAAAAUAGCAUUAAAAUAUAAAAAAGCUUUUUAAGCACACGUCGUUCAGUAAUCAGUUACUAUGGUAGUGCGGACAAAUACAUGCGCUUCCCUUAUAUCUUCCUACACGAGAACUGAGUGUUUCGUAGUUCCUACUGACACUGACAAAAAGCACAUGAAGGAAAGCUUUUUAACAGUACAUAUAUAAACAUACGCACAGGUGCAGCGAAGAAGACAAAGCAGAUCAACGAUACGGGAGAAUGGCACAAAAUUUUGUCAUGAAAUUAUAUUGUACGUUGUUAUGUAUUGCUGUGAUGGUCUCAUGCACCUCAGGUUUAGAUCGACAACAUUAUGAAGCUCAAAAACGGUUGAUCGAUAAAAUCAUUAAUGAAUCAGAAACAACAAAACAAAUCUUACCAAUGGAUAAUGAAUCAAAACCAGUCAUUCUAGGAAUAAGUAUUGGAAUAAGACAAAUUGCAACAGUGGACGAGGUAAACCAAGCACUGCGAUUGAAUGUAUGGCUGCGACUGGAUUGGAAUAACUCAUUUGUGACCUGGGAUCCGACGGAAUACGGCAAUGUAACUUCAAUUCACAUCGAUAACUCUAAAGUUUGGACACCAGAUAUUGCAAUGUACAACAAAGCGAGUCUUGAAGAAGAAAUCGAUAUUUUAUACACGAGAUUGAGUACGUCAGUUAUCAUAAGAUAUGAUGGAAACUGUCAAUGGUUAUCUCCUGUGACUCUCCUCUCACAAUGCAGGAUCAAUGUCCGUCGGUUCCCAUUCGACGAACAGGAGUGUCUCUUGGUUUUUGGUUCAUGGACAUAUUCAGCUGACAAGAUCGACGUUAAGUCGAAGGGGGCUGACCUGGACAACUUCUUACCUAACGGUGAAUGGACAGUGAAAUCGUCCCCUAUGAAACGCAAUAUCAAAGUGUAUCCUGGUGGUACCUCGUACGCUGAUGUUACACUGAGGUUUCAUAUUAAACGACAGCCACUGUACUACACUCUUAACCUUAUCUUGCCCUGCACUGUCAUCGCUAUUUUGGCCUUUCUGUCUUUUGUUUUGCCUUCAAACCACGGAGAACGUGUGUCGCUUGUGAUUACUGUCCUUCUAGCGAUGUCUGUGUAUAUGUUGAUUGUUUCAUCAACCCUGCCCCAGACCUCUGACGCGAUGCCCGUCAUAGGAACCUACUUCCUGUGCAUCAUCGUUGAGAUAGCUCUCUGUCUCCUGGCGACCUGCUUCGUCGCUAAAAUUCGCGACCAUGAAACUGAGAUACCAAGAUGGUUUGAUCACCUUGUAAACAAAAGAAUGGCGAAAUUUCUACUCUUGAGAAAUACCAUCGAAGAUUACGAGGAGGUUCCAAAAACUAGCAGAAAAAAUGGUCAUUCAAAGAAUGUUGACAUCAGUCUAACUGAUGUGAAAAUCCCUGAGAAUGAGGUGAAAUUCGAGGUAACCAAUCAGAGAAUAGCAGACAAGUUACGUGAAGAACUUUCUGUGCUCACAAGUGACGUGAGCAAGCGACAAAAGCGUAAUGCGAGGCAACGAAAAUGGCAAAAUGCCGCACGAGUUUUGGAUAGAUUUUUUUUGCUUUUCUUUUCGUUUGUGUUCGUUGUUGUGACGGCUUCUGUAUUCUCCUAACGAGGAUUUCACGUAUAUAUAUAGAGAGAGCUUCUUUUACCUCAGAAGAUGUUUUAAAAGUGAAUAACACAAAAUUCUAUGCUAUGCGAAUAGUUCAGUUGAACUAGAGCUUAAUGUCCUAGCUGUUGAUCGUAAGAUCAUUUUUUUAGAUCAACCGAUGUGAAAAACACACGAUAAAUAUAUUAAAUACAGAUUCGAAGUUUAUUUACAUGC